AUGAAGGUUAAUACACUACAAAGAAAAGCAUCCGAACAACAAAUUUGUGUCUAUUCCCAACGACCCCUUCGUGAUCAUUGGAGCUGCAAUCUUCUCCCCUUUCCCCAGGACUCAACAUCAUUAGUUGGCACCCUUGGAGAAGCAGUAUGGAAAUUUGGAAUUUACACAAUAUUUGAGAGGUGUUUCUGUUGCACUUCCUGUUUACGUUGCAACACAAAUGGUUCAUUAUUUUAUAGCAUACAACAUAUUUGACAAUUAUGCAUUUGUAAAUGGGCGAAUGUACUAUACUUUCACAAAAAGACGACACCUUCCGACCCCCGCAACGCGGGGGACACCUUUCUAGUUUUAAUCAUAAAUAUAUAAAUUAUGUAAAGUACAUAUAUUAAUUUACUUGUUUUUUUUCUAAAAGUUGCAUCAAAAGAUAUAACUUCUCCAAACUCUACAUAAAAAACAUUUUCUCUUUCAUCUGCCCAAAACAUAGCAGCCAACUAAUCUCCAUCACGUAGGAACUCAAAUGAAUAAUUUGGGUAAUGAUCUCUACGAUCUUUCAUUUUGUUUAUCAUUAUUUGAGCAUCCUUGUAACAUAAGAUUCUAUUUACUCAUCUCCUCAAGUUUUUGUAGUCUGUUACCUUCGCCCCUACAUAUUCAUAUCCUCCUUUCAAAACUGCUCGUAUUUGUGAGCUAUCGUUGGACCAAUUUUAGCUUUUGAUGCGCAUACUACAAACUCUUUUUCAGAAUAUGACAUCUUUCUUGCUUUUUUCAUAUAAGUUUUAUCCUCAAUACUUUCCAGUGGGUGGUUGUGCAAUUCAAAGAAUUGCUUAACUUUGUAAUUUGUUGUUCCAUAAAUAUUUUCAAAUAUAAUCUUUGUUGUACACCUAGUAAUUAUCUUGUUCGAAUUUGGUUUCCUCUUGACAGAACUUGUAGCCAAUGUAUCACAAGGUUUUGGUUUAUCCUUGCCACCCAUAUUGCAUAUAACAUAUUUGUUUUUUUUAUUAUUUGGCUAUUUGUAUUUUGAUUGGCUACUUGUAUGAAAACCAUCCAUUUCUGCAUAAUCAGUAUACAUUUUUACUGUCAAAUUUAGUGAUUAGAAAACGAUGUUUACAACUGGUACAAAUUCUGGAGGGGCG
Molecule: messenger RNA, 1127 nt
Organism: Lactuca virosa
Lineage: Eukaryota; Viridiplantae; Streptophyta; Magnoliopsida; Asterales; Asteraceae
Source: the annotation of a GenBank genome assembly